Molecule: messenger RNA, 1951 nt
Organism: Macadamia integrifolia
Lineage: Eukaryota; Viridiplantae; Streptophyta; Magnoliopsida; Proteales; Proteaceae
Product: WRKY transcription factor WRKY24-like
Biological process (GO): regulation of DNA-templated transcription
Molecular function (GO): sequence-specific DNA binding; DNA-binding transcription factor activity
Source: RefSeq, a predicted model, not a curated record
UACUCUCUCUCUCUCUCUCAUGGCUUCUUCCACGGGUAGUUUAGAGACUUCAGCUAAUUCACAUCAAGCUUUCUCCUUUUCAACCUACUUCAUGACUCCUCCUUCCUUCUCUGAUCUUCUAUCGGGUGAUGAUGACUCACAGACUCACAAGCGAGAACGAAUUAACAUGAGUCAAGGGUUCUCUGAUCGUAUCGCUGAUCGAAUUGGUGCUGGAGUCCCCAAAUUCAAGUCUUUACCUCCUCCUUCUUUGCCUCUCUCCCCUCCUGCUCCUUCACCUUCUUCUUACUUUGCAAUACCUCCUGGGUUAAGCCCAACUGACCUUUUGGACUCACCUGUCCUCCUUUCUGCUUCCACUAUUCUUCCUUCUCCAACUACUGGAACUCUGCCUGCCCAGGGAUUCAAUUGGAAGAGUAGCUCUUUUAAUUUCCAGCAAAGUGUGAAAAAGGAAGAUGGAAUUAACUCCAAUUUCUCUUUCCAGCCCCAAACAGGAUCAACUAUGUCCUCUGGUUCGAUUUUUCAGACUUCUGCAACAUCAUCUUCUAUGGUGGCAACCUUGAAAGGACAGCAACAAGCAUGGAACCUGCAGGAAGCGAACAAGCAAACAGAUUCAACGGCUGCAAUGAAAUCUGAAUUCGCCCCAAACCAGAGCUUCUCUCCUGAGAUUGCAACAAUUCAAACUAAUAAUACCCAAGUCAGUGGUGGAUUUCAAUCUGAUUACAAUCAGUACCCUCAGAAUACUCUUUCUAUCAGAGAGCAGAGGAGGUCGGAAGAUGGCUAUAAUUGGAGAAAGUAUGGACAGAAACAGGUGAAAGGGAGUGAAAACCCACGUAGUUAUUACAAGUGCACCUACCCAGAUUGCCCAACCAAGAAGAAAGUGGAGAGGUCCUUAGAUGGACAGAUUACUGAGAUAGUCUAUAAGGGUACCCACAACCAUCCCAAGCCUCUGUCCACAAGAAGGAAUUCAGGUUCUUCAGUUCAAGCUUCUGCAGCCCCAACAUCAGAAAUACCUGAUCAAUCAGUCCUUACAUAUAGUGGAACACAAGCAGAGUCUGUUGUAACUCUAGAAAACUCUUCAAUCUCUAUUGGGGAUGAAGAUAUAGACCAGAGUAAAUCAGGUGGAGAUGAAUUUGAUGAAGAUGAACCUGAGGCUAAAAGAUGGAGGAAGGAUGGUGAGCUUGAGGGUAUCUCAGUUCCUGGAAACAGAACAGUGAGAGAACCAAGGGUUGUAGUUCAAACUACAAGUGAUAUUGAUAUUCUUGAUGAUGGGUACAGAUGGAGGAAAUAUGGGCAGAAAGUAGUAAAGGGGAAUCCUAACCCAAGAAGCUACUACAAGUGUACUCAUGUGGGAUGUCCAGUGAGGAAGCAUGUAGAGAGAGCAUCCCAUGAUCUGAGGGCAGUGAUUACAACUUAUGAGGGGAAACACAACCAUGAAGUGCCGGCCGCGCGGGGUAGCGGCAACCACUCAGUCAAUAGGCCCUUACCUGAUAACAACAAUAACAAUUCAACAGUGGCUAUAAGGCCUUUGGCCACAAGCAAUGGCUUUAACCACAACUCAAUGAAUGCCCUUCGGAGCUUGAAGGUUCCGGCGACAUCGGAAGGUCAAGCACCAUUCACACUAGAGAUGUUGCAGUGCCCAGGUAGCUUUGGAUUCUCAGGGUUGGGAAAUCUGAUGUCCUGCAUGAGCCAACCACAGAACACACAAUCUUUGUUCCCUAGAGCCAAAGAAGAACCCAGGGAUGAGAUGUUUUUUGAGUCAUUGCUAUGCUGAAGGCAAAAACAAGAAAAAAAAAAAUGUAAAACAAUAAAGAUACUGAUUUGUUUGAUUAUUUAAUUUUUUUUUUGGUAUAUUCCAUAGUGACUGUUGUUGUAAAAUUCAAAUAGAGGUACAGAUAAUAAUGUCAUUUGUAUGUUCAAAGAUAAAUCAAUGACCCAUAAUUCUUUUCAGUUCUAA